Molecule: messenger RNA, 3496 nt
Organism: Bombyx mandarina (wild silkworm)
Lineage: Eukaryota; Metazoa; Arthropoda; Insecta; Lepidoptera; Bombycidae
Gene: dac
Product: dachshund family transcription factor
Biological process (GO): regulation of transcription by RNA polymerase II
Cellular component (GO): nucleus; transcription regulator complex
Molecular function (GO): DNA-binding transcription factor activity, RNA polymerase II-specific; RNA polymerase II cis-regulatory region sequence-specific DNA binding
Source: RefSeq, a predicted model, not a curated record
GCGGAAGAGCGCGCGCGACGGGCGUGUGAUGCGCGUGUAGUCAUAUCCUCGCAGCAUGGAGUCCGCCGUGGACUCAGCGUCGACCGCGAGUGAGGUGAGCGGCUCCUCCGGGGGCUCGCCGAGGGUAAAGGCAGCGUCACCGGCUCGUGCGCUCAGCCCACCCCAACUGAUGGCGCCGCGACUUCCGCUGCCGCCGCCGGGACUCGGUCUGUUAGGUUCUCUGCAGAUGAUGCACCACUCGCCGCUCGAGCUGAUGGCGGCGGCGCACCAUCACGGUCCGCCACGCUACGGUAGCCCGCCGCCUAUAUCUACUUCCGAUCCUUCCGCUAAUGAGUGCAAGUUGGUCGACUACAGAGGACAGAAAGUGGCCGCCUUCAUCAUCCAAGGUGACACGAUGCUCUGCCUGCCGCAAGCAUUUGAACUUUUCCUGAAACACCUGGUCGGGGGACUGCACACAGUGUAUACUAAGCUUAAAAGAUUGGACAUAGUGCCGCUCGUAUGCAAUGUGGAACAGGUUCGAAUAUUACGCGGACUUGGCGCCAUCCAGCCGGGCGUGAACCGGUGCAAGCUACUAUCCUGCAAAGACUUCGACGUCCUCUACAAGGACUGCACAACGGCAAGGUGCCUGUCAAUGAAAGCGCCAGACAGCUCCAGACCGGGUCGACCACCGAAGCGCGCGACCGGAGUGGGACUCUCUCUGGCAGCGACACAGUUCCCCGGGCACCCCUUCAAGAAGCACCGUCUCGAAAACGGCGACUAUUCACCUUACGAAAACGGACACAUGAGCGAAAUGGCUCGACUUGAAAAGUCACCACUCCUCGCCAACGGAUACAACGCGCCACCGACGCACCUUGGUCCUAUGGGCUUCAUGCACCAGCACGCUCUCAUGUCUCCCGGAAUGCCUCAUCACGGCGUGCCCAGACCGGACGGCUCCAUCAUUAAAGGCCAACCAAUGCACAACAUGGAAGCAUUAGCAAGAUCUGGUAUAUGGGAGAAUUGUAGAGCGGCAUAUGAGGACAUCGUAAAGCAUCUCGAAAGAUUGCGUGACGAAAGAGGCGAUAUGGAACGAGUUAUGGCGAUGGAUAAAGCUCGCGAAGGAUCGCAUAACGGUUCAUCGCCAGGACAUAGUCCGGUGCUGAACUUAUCUAAGUCCGGAUCGGGGGGUGAUCGCGAACGUUCUGAUCGGAACGACCGUGAGCGCGGCGAGCGAGGCGACGGCUCCGCUAGCGGCCGCAGUUCGGCAGCGUCACGCCGCACCCCGCAGCCACCGAGGAUGCCUUCGACAGCCACAGCCGCUGUCUCCCCUCGCUCGCACUCCGAUGACAGCGACGCACCCCUUUCCGACCAGGACGACCACAAUGUCAAAGACGAAGAUGAAGUGUAUUACCUUUCAUCAGGGGGAGACAUGAGCGACGGAGAGCGCGACAUUCCAGCAUCGACGUCACCGGCUCCUGUGAGCUACCCGCCCCCCACCGUGACGCCAACGUCUGUCCCUGUCGAUCCCACUGCUGACACCCUCGUCUCCUCCACCGAGACUUUGCUCAGGAAUAUCCAGGGCCUGUUAAAAGUUGCCGCAGAUAACGCAAGACAACAGGAAAGACAAAUCAGUUAUGAAAAAGCUGAACUGAAAAUGGACGUCCUAAGAGAACGAGAAGUGAAAGAUAAUCUCGAAAGACAACUUGUCGACGAACAGAAAUUGCGAGUAAUCUACCAGAAGCGGCUAAAGAAAGAAAGGAAGCAGAGGCAAGUGGUACAAGAACAACUAGACAUUGAACUGAAAAGACGACAGAAGAUAGAGGAGGCUUUGAAGCAAUCAGGAGCGCCGCAGGAAAUCCUCAGAAUCGUGACUGAGAACCUAUCGCCAGCCGGGCAGGAGCAGGGUCGUCACGAGCGUGAGAACGGAUCCGAGAGCAAGCCACCUAGCACGGAGCCCCCCUCGACGUCACCGCCGUUCCAGCGCGACCCCCCUCGCACACCUGACAAGCCGCAAUGGAACUAUCCUCCCCCUCCCGUCGACAUCAUGAGUGGUGGAGCUGCAUUCUGGCAAAAUUACUCUGAGUCCUUGGCGCAGGAGCUGGAAAUGGAACGCAAAUCUCGACAACAGGCGAUGGAACGUGAUGUGAAAAGUCCUUUGUCAGACCGCGCCGGCUAUUACAAGAACUCAGUGUUGUUCAGUUCGGCCACUUAGCUGACAAACCCGGGGGCUGUACAUUACCCCAACAAUCAAGACUAUAAUAAAGACGCAGAAGAAUCAAGGAAACCGAUGAUCAGCGUCAAACCUGAAUUCAGAGAAAAAUAAGCCCAAAGAUUCCGUUGGUUUAAAAGUAAUCGUGAGACGCCAUAUCGCGAACGAUUUCUUCGAGAGCCUUCUAGAAUUAGAAGCGAUAGGACUAUUGAUCGUUCGACUCGGUUUUAAAGUAUUAUUUAAGAAUUCACGGACUUUGGUAAAUAAGUUGUGUAGGUACUUUUGCAUUAUUGAGAUUAAUUUGUAAAUAUAGUAACGAAAUAGUAAUACGAGAUAAUAGUUUCGAACGAAAUCUCGAACGUUUUUCUUCCAUAGUAAAAUUUGUAAAUAUCUCUCUUUACUAGCUAUAAGUCAAUGCGGUUUUUAUAGACGAUUCUAGUAUUCAUUCGUCAAUAUUUUUAAAUCCUUCCUGAGGAGGUACCUUCGUACUAAUUUUAUGCCAUAUUUAUCGGUUAAGUUAUUAUUUUUGUUAAGUAAAGUAAUUUUGCGAGUUUCUCUUUAUUACGCGUUUAAAAUCAAUUUUAGUGAUUUCAAAAAGCAAUAAUUGGAAUUGACCUAAGACUGUUUUUGAAGUUUUUUUUUUCUUUUCAAAAAUAGAAACACACAAUAGGUGUCUCUAUACCAAAUACCUGGUUCCUAGAAUUAUUGUUUUUAUUUAAAAAAAAAAAAAUUGUUUCCUCAUUGGUAGGUACAAAACGCAAUGAUAAUAUACAUAAAUUAGAUCGAAUCACGGUCUUCUGCUGCGUGUUAUUUAUUCAAUAUUAGUGCAAUGAUUAGUUUUACUGAAAUUAGGAAUGUUUUAAAACUCUUAUCCACGAAACUUUAGGAUUUAAGUUAGUGAUUUUAAAAUGAUACAUUUUACGAUACUUAUUUGACUGAAUACUGAGAGACAUUUCGUGCGUACAAUAUAAAAUAGGUUUCGUUUACAACUUAAAUUAGAUGGUGUAUAAAUACAUAUAACUUUAAUUUAAAUUUCCCAUAUCCGUAAUGCAGAAUCAAUGUAAAUGAGUAGUUUGUUACAUUCUAAGAUUCGUAAUUUUAACAUUAUAUAUAUAUAUAAAAAAAUGAUAGCGUUAUUUAUAUCGCAUAGUUACGUGAGAAGACGAUGUCUUAAUGUUUCGAUUAAGACGUGGUUGGAAUGGUCGAGAUAUCGACGCUUGACUAUUCAACGGUGCAAAUGCCGACAUCACACAGCAAAUUCUGAUUCAUAUUUUACAACACAGAGCAUAGUUUUUUUUUUUUUAUGAUUGA